Molecule: messenger RNA, 1452 nt
Organism: Sclerotinia trifoliorum
Lineage: Eukaryota; Fungi; Ascomycota; Leotiomycetes; Helotiales; Sclerotiniaceae
Source: the annotation of a GenBank genome assembly
CACAGAUCUUUGAAACCCCGGUAGUUUAAUAGCGACAUGGCUCUCCGAUAAGAUGAAGCUCAGAUGCAUCAUAAGAUAAAAAACUUCACCGACGAGGUCCCCUUGAGCCCACAUGGUUGUGUUGUUGGUAAGAGCCCGCAUUAUGUUGGUCCACUGCAUAUGCAACUCUAGCCGCACAUGUAGUUCUGAAGUUUUACAUCGGAGAUGGCGGCCAAGGCUCAAUGUUCGCUUCUGCAAAGGUUGUAGUCGCUUAACAUACGAAAGUGUGUUUCGCCAGUACGUAGGGACCUCUAUCAAAAACUGUAUAAGAUAAGUCGUUUGGAUCUUCUGGUGGUGUAAGUAUUCCUCAUUAGUCACUCAAAGACACACUUCUUCUAACAUCGCUGCGCCAUUGACCUUUGUAGCAUAUCUCCAAAUGUGAUUCACACCAGAAUAAAAACGAUAUUGGAGAGCUUGAUCAGCACUUGGUGUAUUGGUUCUAUCUUUGCUUUGGCUUUCCAAUGCAAUCUCCCGAAACCUCGGAACUCGAUUAACGGCGUCUGCCAUGAUAGAGUAAGUCGAACCUCAGAAUCGCUUAUUUCAACAUAAUACUGAUGAUGAUAGGCGGCCUUUUGGCGUUCAGUCGCGGCGUUGAAUAUAAUUACAGACAUUGCUUUGGUGGCUCUCCAGGUGGUUAUGAUGCGGAACCUACAGAUGAGUCUCAAGAAAAGACUCAUUGUUUUGAGCUGCUUUGGUUCUCGGGGCCUGUAAGAAAUCCAAUGACUACUAUCUAGGAGUUUCGCUAACAAGGAAAGUCUAGAGAUAUCAUCGUCUCUUGCGUACAACUAGGCUUUACGCAGGCUUUCAACAAGCCCAUAAAAUCCGAGAAUCUCUGGCCGUGGACAAUCAUCAGUCAAGUCUCAAUCUGUGUAACCAUUGUCACGUCAUGUGUGCUUUAUUUACGCCCACUGCUUGACACUUUACCAUCCGGGCUUUACUGCAGUGACGAGCUGCGCCGAAGAGGUAUCAACAUUUCCUAUGGCUAUGAGAUCACCUCCGAGGAUACUUACAAGCUACAGAACCCUGCAUCUAUCGGGCAGGACAAUAGGUUUGCCUCUAAACAUGCUAUUGGGCAAUUAAGCAAUACUAAUCAUUCUGCUACCGGUAUGAAACGAUAAUGCAAAAUCAAAACCCGUGGGAUGCAGAAAGUCAGCAUAGCCAAUCACAUAUCAUUAAAACGACAGUCUAGAUUCGAAGAAUGCGAGGAAAAGCGCAGCUUUGAAUUUGAGACAUCAGGGUCAAGAUACCCAGGUACAUCUGCAGCUUGCGAAAUACAGUCGAUGGUAGUGUCGUGAUGGUGAGGGAGACCAGCGAGUCGGAGUGGACUUUAUUUAGGAGUUAAAAUCAAUCCAUUUUGUUGCCUGAUUUGAGACGUCGUUAGUCACUUACGGUACGUACUUACAAUACAAUGCC